This is a messenger RNA of Glycine soja, 1976 nucleotides long. Its product is annotated as tryptophan-specific transport protein. The record is from RefSeq and is a predicted model, not a curated record. Gene Ontology annotation, biological process: amino acid transmembrane transport. The coding region runs from base 180 to 1772 and encodes 530 amino acids. Lineage: Eukaryota; Viridiplantae; Streptophyta; Magnoliopsida; Fabales; Fabaceae. The transcript is spliced from 2 exons.
GUGAUUAAUUAUCAGUUAAUGUUCAUUGAGGAGCAGACAUGGGUUUAGUCCUUUAAGAUUGCCUAGAAUAGAAUCAUUAUUCACAAGCAGAGUUGUGUGCUAGAGUCAUACACUCUUGUUCCAUCACUUGGCCUGCAAAAUCAAAGAACUCCCUUUUACACAUAAAUCACUCCACCAACAUGCGACUCUCCCAGCCAUUAUUCAGAUACAAGCCUUUCACAAGCCAAAAAAUUAAUGGCACAGUGAAUUUUGUUGGACAUAGAACCCAUCUUCAAACAAGUUAUAAGAAAACUGUAGCUCCUAUUUUCAUAACCAAUGGCUCCAAUGCUCCUCUCACCACAAAGUUAGCACCCUGCAAUGCAAUCACAUUGCCUACCCUCUCAGCUGAGGAUGAUGCAAACAAUGCUAACAACCGCACCAAGAAUGAGGUUUCUAAUGGAACUUCCAAGGGAAAGAGCUUCUGGGGUGCUGUUAGUUUGAUCAUUGGCACUGCUGUGGGUCCUGGAAUGCUGGCUUUGCCUGCUUUGACUGUUAAAUCUGGUCCAUUUCCUUCAUCAAUCAUAAUACUUGCUUCAUGGCUCUAUGUCAUUUCCUCAAUCAUUAUUGUUGCUGAACUUUGCUUUGAAUCCAUGGAACAAGAUGGGGUUGAAGAAAUGAGCUUCACAAGCCUUGCAACAAAGACAUUAGGAAGUGGUUUUGGUGCAUUGGUUGCUUUGGUUUACUCAACUUUGUCUUUUUCCUUGCUGGUGGCCUGUGUUGCUGGUAUUGGAUCCAUUUUCUCUCCAUGGUUUCAAGGGAGGAAUGUUUUGCUUGUUCAUGCCUUGUUUCCUCUUCUUGUUGGAAUAUUAAUUGCCUUUUUCCCAUUCAAGACCAUUGAUGUUGCGAACCGGCUUUUGUGCUUCCUUAUGCUUUUCUCUAUAACUGGACUUGUUGCCAUUGGAAUAUCUGUGGCAAGAGCCAACAUAAUAAGCUCAUUUGCUUUAGCCUCAUGGAAAAUUUCUUCAAUACUUCCUAUCAUACCUGUGGCUGUACUCACAUUAGGAUUUCAUGUCAUAACUCCUUUUAUAUGCAAAGUUGCUGGGAACACUAUUGAUGAGGCUAGAAAAGCAAUACUAAUUGGUGGAACGGUUCCUUUAGUCAUGGUUUUGUCAUGGAAUUUGAUUGUGUUGGGGCUUGUGGGGACCAAUAACAUACCAGCUACCUUUGGUGACCCUAUGUCCCUUUUGCUUUCUGUGAAUCCAUCUGCUUUAUCAGCAGUUCAAGGCUUUGCCUUCUCUGCUAUGGCAACUAGCUUGAUAGGAUACGCUGUAAGUUUGCCUAAACAGCUUCUUGACACUUUGGAGUUAGUAUCUGAAAAAGCCAAAGCUUGUGAUGAGCAUAAUUAUAGUGGAAAAGUUGGAUUAGCUUCUUACUCAGGAGGGUCUUGCAUUGGUAAUUCUGGGAAGGUUUGCUUCAAAGGUUCAAGAAAUGUGACUAUGGUUGCAUCUACAAUGAGAUCAAAUGAGCAAGCAUGUGAUCCGAUUAAAGUGCUUGUAACAUUGUCCCUCCUUGGUUUCUCAGUGCUGAUAGCUUCAUUUUUUCGCUCAAUGUUUUCAAGAGCUCUUGAUCUUGCUGGGGUAUAUGCCAAUUGUUUUCUCUUUGGCAUUAUUCCUCCUGUGAUGGCUUACAUGCAACAAUCCAAGAAGAAAAUAAGGAAAUCAAUCAUUCCAGGCGGAAAUGGAACACUUCUACUGCUUUUCAUUGUCUCUGUGGUUUUGGGAAUUUGGCAUUAGAGAUUCUCCCAAUGACUCGGCUUAGAAAUUGGCCAAAAAAGAUAAACAGUGAAGUAGCUGAAAUCACUUGUUUCUGUGAAGCCCCUUUACUCUUUCUGAUAUUCUAAUUGCUAAUAUAUAGUUCAUGUUGAGUAAAGUGUGUAAUGAUAUUCCAUAAAUUGAAAGUAUUCUAGUUGCAAUCCAAUGAAAUCAUACAAGACAACG